Messenger RNA from Clarias gariepinus (North African catfish), 1607 nucleotides. It is a transcript of the gene aida, whose product is annotated as axin interactor, dorsalization associated. The coding region runs from base 166 to 1077 and encodes 303 amino acids. Gene Ontology annotation, biological process: determination of ventral identity. Lineage: Eukaryota; Metazoa; Chordata; Actinopteri; Siluriformes; Clariidae. The record is from RefSeq and is a predicted model, not a curated record. Gene Ontology annotation, molecular function: phosphatidylinositol binding. The transcript has 10 exons. Gene Ontology annotation, cellular component: membrane.
ACGGUGAAGUUCGGUUGCACGCGCACAAGGGCUUGGUCCUGGUGUUGCGCGAUCGCCGGUUCCAGUUGACGCGCACGCGGGCAGACAGUUACCCCCUGCGCAUGCUGAGCACGAGCCUCUGACCCGCGAUGGUAAACCUGCCCCGGGCUCCUGUAGCUGGGGAAGAUGUCAGAGGUCACCAAGACCGUGCAGAAAUGGCAUGCCAGCUUCAAAAGGGGCACGGAUUUUGACUCGUGGGGGCAGUUGGUGGAGGCAGUUGAUGAGUACCAUAUACUUGCACGGCAGCUGCAGAAGGAGGUCCAGUCAUCAAAGUCUCCAGAUUUCACUGAUGAACAAAAGAAAACCCUGGGAAAAAUUGCAGCAUGCCUUGAAAUGCGAAGUGCAUCCUUACAGAGCGCACAGUGCCAAGAGGAGUUUACCUUACAGGAUCUAAAGAAACUGGAACCCAUCAUCAAAAAUAUCCUGACUUACAACAAAGAUUUCCCCUUCAGUGUCCAACCAGUGCCUUCAAGAAAAAUCUUUGCACCAGGAGAGGAGGAAAACCUCGAUGUGGAAGAGGAGCUGGACACGGCCACGGGGACGGGCUUAGUACAGUCCUUCCCCACAAGGCUUCCAGGUACGUUAUUACCCCAGCUUCCCUCGGAGCCAGGGAUGACGCUGCUCACUCUGAAAAUUGAGAAGAUCGGUUUAAAAGACGCAGGGCAAUGCAUCGAACCCUACAUUACCAUCAGUGUCCGAGACUUGGAUGGUGUUGAUUUGAACCCUGUUCAGGACACUCCAGUGUCGACACAUAAAGAAGACACAUACAUUCAUUUCGGCGUCGAUGUGGAAAUCCAGAAACAUCUCGAGAAGCUACCAAAAGGUGCUGCUAUUUUCUUCGAAUUCAAACACUACAAGCCCAAGAAGAAGUUCACCAGUACCAAAUGUUUCGCCUUCAUGGAGAUGGAUGAAAUCAAACCUGGCCCCAUUCUGAUCGAGCUGUACAAGAAGCCGACCGAUUUCAAGAGGAAGAAACUCAACCUCCUUACGAAGAAGCCGCUCUACCUUCACCUCCAUCAAACUCUACACAAAGACUGAGGGACACGUGGACCAGCACAAAACUGACCAUUAGGAACAGCACUUUGUCUCACCUGCCAGCCUUUUAGGUUAUUAAAGUUGGGUACAUUUUAUGCCGUUAAUUAAAAAACAAACAGACAUAACCACAUAGCCAUAUUGCCUGAACGUGUCCAAGUGUUUAGAAGGAUAAACAACCAUGAGUACAUCAUCCUUGGUCCUUCAAAGUCAGCACUGAUCAAGGAAGACAUGGACUUUGUGCUCUUUACGGCCAGUGUGAUGAGUGUCAUGACCCAUUACUUCUGGUUUAUUGUUAAUUACCAUUAUACAAGACAUUUGCUAUUAACUUUUUUUUUUCCAGUAAAAAGAAGUAAACACAUCUUUGGAUGUUCUCUAUUAAAUCGUCCUGAUGAUCCUUCAUCCUCCCUGCUGCUUAUCCUGCAUAGGGUUGCGUGGGGCCUGGAGUCUCUGUCAGGCACCUCAAGGCAAGGGACACCCAGGAUAGGGCGUGAAAAAUAUGUCCACAGGUGCACACACACUUACACACCCGAUCA